This is a messenger RNA of Radiomyces spectabilis, 791 nucleotides long. RefSeq lists its product as uncharacterized. The transcript has a single exon. The coding region runs from base 168 to 581 and encodes 137 amino acids. Lineage: Eukaryota; Fungi; Mucoromycota; Mucoromycetes; Mucorales; Radiomycetaceae. The record is from RefSeq and is a predicted model, not a curated record.
GAGACGUGUAUGGAAAAAAAAACCUGAAAACAUAUAAAUAAAGGUCGCUUUUCCCUUCACCUUGCAAUUUUCCCAUCAGUUCUCUUUUUUAUUCUUUUUUCUCUGUAUCUUCUCUUUCUGUUCCUUAGUAUCUCUUUCUGCUCCUUCAGUACAACAAAAAUCUCGCCAUGGAUAGCCAAUUUGAGCCUGAACAAGACUUUGACAACUACUAUGACGGUGAUACUGUGACCAUCAACGGGUUCAUCUUUUGUGGUCGCCAUGGUCAGGAAGUCUGUGACAAGUGCCCAACCGAUAACCGCAAUUGCAACAACUCGACCGUGGAGCAAAUGUUGCAUGAGAAACUCACGGAAGAGGAAUUCGAGACAAAAUGGAAGGGGGAUGAUCGUGAACCAUUCAAUGUAACGCGUCAAUGGACUCGUUUAUCCAAUGGCAAGCCUGGAUGCAUGGCUCACAAGGAAGUUGCCUGCAAGGAAUGCUUUAACUGGGGUGACAAGCUUUAUCGCAGUAUCCAUGGUGGCCGUAAGCCGAGGGUGUCUCGUCUCCACAAGAAGGACAAGCAGAACAAGGAUGUCCUUCACUAAAAAAAACCGUAUUAUUCCCCCAAUAUUUCCUUUUCUUUUUCCCUUUCCGCUUUGAAUGGCUCUUUUGGUUGUUAUUUCCCCCCAGCUCCGUAUAAUGUUGUAUGUUAUACUCUUUCUUGUAUUUGAAUUGACUUUUUUUUCUUUUUUUCCCUUUUUUUUUUUUUAGCGUUGAUCGCCGUAGUAGUGGCAGUAGUGGAGAUGUAGUUAUAC